Molecule: messenger RNA, 7223 nt
Organism: Zonotrichia leucophrys gambelii
Lineage: Eukaryota; Metazoa; Chordata; Aves; Passeriformes; Passerellidae
Gene: SLX4
Product: SLX4 structure-specific endonuclease subunit
Exons: 19
Coding region: 726-6257 (1843 amino acids)
Biological process (GO): DNA replication; DNA repair; resolution of meiotic recombination intermediates
Cellular component (GO): Slx1-Slx4 complex; nucleus
Molecular function (GO): protein binding; DNA binding
Source: RefSeq, a predicted model, not a curated record
CAGCGAGCUGAGCAACACGGCUGGAGUCCCGCGCAUGCGCUCCGGCCGCGCACCGGGGCUGCCCGCCGUGGCGGCGGGGCGCGGGCAGGGCCGCCGGCCCGGGGCGCGGACAGCUCAUCCUCUUGCCACAAACAUCCCUGCUCCAUUCUUGAUCUCCAAAACAGCAGAACUGGUUGGCAUGGUCACAGUUAUCCCUGCUGGAGUGGAUCAGGCACCUUGGACAAGGUCACACUGAGAGGAGACACAAAGUGAAUUUUUCUAUUCUGAGGACGUGUUGGUAGAGGGACACUUUGUUGUGUUCUCUCUUUCAUUCUUACUGCUCCUGCUUUGUACCAUUUGCUGAUCCAUGUUUACUUGAAGGGCACAGCUGGGCUAUGGAUUUGGCAUCUCAGUGAACAGGGCUUUCCUAAGUGUCUCUCUGAAGCUCUGUGCCUUACCAUGAUGAUCCUACACAUGCUUUGCACAAACUGAGAUGCUUUACUUAUAAUCCAGAUCCUUCUGAAGAACCUUGUGAAACAGCUGAGGUCCCUGGAGAGAAAACAUGCUCUGCUGAAUGUGAAUGAAGUGUGGAAGAAUGAACUGUUGGAAGUGCCCACUCUGUCUGGUGAGCUCAUUGGAGUCUGGAGAAUGGACAUCUCUGAGGUGCUGGAAGGGCUGAUGCAAAUCUGAACUGAUUCUGGUGCUUCCCCCUGCCCUCCAGCCCUCACAGUGUUGCUGGAAAGCCAAUGGAUGAACAGGACAAUGAUUUCAAAGAGUUGUGGGCAAAUAUUUUGAGUGGGGCAAAGAAAAAGGCUGGGGAUGCUGAGGCAACAAAGACGGUUCAGAACAGGCCAAAGAGCACCACAGCACGAAGCAAAUUGAGAAGAGGCAAAGCUGCUGCUAAGAGCCAAACCCUUCAUCACUCACCAGCAGCGAAGGAGAAAAACUUCCUUCAGAAUCUGGGCCCAAAGGAGCAAACGUUGGUGCAUGAGGAUGGUGAUGCUGCAGCCUGUAGUGGUGAGGCUGCACAGGGAGAUGGAGCAAGGAGCCCUCUCCCUGCCAGCCAGCUGAGCACAGGGACCUCUGAGGGAAGCCAGAGAUCUCUGACAGUAAAUCCUCUGAGUGACUCUUCCCAGACCACCUUACCCUUCCUUCCUGCUACUCCUCCAGGAUCCUGCUCCUCACCCACCCCCAAGGUGAGGGUGGCAGAGCUGGUGGUGGAGAGAAUGCAGCAGUUCAAGAGGGUGGCACCCGAGCAGCUGAAGCUCAGCUCGGAUGGGAGCGCGCCAAAGGCUGCAGCCAGCUGGGAUUUCCCUGCCAGGAGCCAGGAGCAGGAGCCUCCUGAGGAUGAUACCCAGCAGCUCCCAUCCCUGGAACAGGACAGUGCCCUGGCUUUGGCUCUCCAGCAGGAAUGCAAGGAGGGAGCCCUGGCAAGCCUGGAGGAUGCAGGUUUGUUCUUCUGUCAGAUCUGCCAGAAGGAUCUCACAGCCAUGAACAGCCUGCGGCGAGAGCAGCACGUCAACAGGUGUCUGGAUGAGAUGGAAGAAGCCCAGGUGUCAUCCUGCAGCAAACCAGUGGUCCCUGAGUGUCCCAUCUGUGGGAAGCAGUUCCAAACCCCCCAGAGCAGAGUCAGCCACCUGAAACGCUGUGCUGUGGAGAUGGAGGUGCCUCCUAACCUGCUGCUCCAGGCUGUGCAGCUGCAGGUGGCCACUCUUGGUGAUGCAGCUCUUCAGUGUCCCAGCAAUCAGCCCAGCAGGGCAAAGAGGAAAGGCCCCUCCAACGAGGACCUGAGGAAAACACAGAAGAGGGCCAAAAUGGAGCCUAAGGAUGAAGAUCUGCAGGUUGCCAUGGCAAUGUCACGCUCUCUGUUGGAGCAAGAAAAGCAGGAGCAAGCAAAAUCAGUUACAAAUGUGAAAGCAGUGGCUGCUUUCCCAAUCAAAUGGAAGCCAGGAUCAGAGAAAAAGAGGCGUAGGAAAGGCACCAGUGCCCCUCCACCUCUGCUGCUCCAGGACCCAGAGAAGGUCCACAAGAGGAUCCAGGAGAGAGUAGCCAUGAUGCUGACAGAAGAGGUGGAGUUCCCUCCCACCCCUCAGCUGCCCAUCAGUAGGAUUCUGGAGGAUGACUCUGGAGCAGCAGCCUGGCUCAUGCCAUUGUGCAAAGCCAAGAAAUGCUUUUUGUGGAACAUCAGUGCUCUGACAGGCCCCUGUGACCCUGAAUCAUUCUACACUGCAGCCUUGAGCCCUCCAAUUGAACCCUGGAAGCCUGUGCAGAAUAAGCCAGAGAACCUUCAGCCAUCAGUGGGAUCUCAUCAGCCACAAAUAUCCCAGCAAACUCAGCCUGACCUCAGUUCUCAGGAAACCACUUGCACAAAGGUUGGAGGCCAAACUUCUGAUGGAUCCAAGCCAGUUCCUGAAGGAGAUGGGCAGCUUUUGUCCCCAAGCCAGGACAUUCAGACCCUGCAGGACCUGGUGGACUUGGCCAGGGAAGGACUCACCCUUACCCAGUGGAACCUUGACACUGGCCGGGUUCAGGCAGCAGAGCAGCCAGGAGAAGAACUGACUUCCAGUGAUCCCCCACUUAGUGGCUUUGUGCCCCCAUCCAAGAAGAAGAGCCUCCUCAGGAGCAGCACUAAAUCCUCUCUGGGGCUGCUGGCUCAAGAUUUUGGUGCCAUGGUCAACAACCCCCACCUGAGUGAUGUGCAGUUCCAGGUGGACAGCGGCGAGGUUCUCUACGCUCACCUGUUCGUGCUGUACGCGCGGUGCCCGGCGGCGGCCCAGGCUGUGAAUAAUGAAGGAGUUCUUGUGUUGGUGGGAGACGGGCGGCCGAUGACGGGCCUUGCUGAGCGAUUGUCAGCCAGCGUGGCCGCCUUCCUGCGCUACCUCUACGCUGCUGACACCAACUUCCCUGCUGGGCUGCGGCCCCAGCUGCAGGCCCUGGCUGCCAGGUUUGGUGUGAGGGAACUGAUGGCAGAGUGUGAAAGCAGCACUGGAGAGAGCCAGGUGUCCUCUGGAGGGGAUUCAGAAGAUGAUCUUAUCUCUGUGAGGGAUGAUGAAGAUUGUGAGGACAGAGCUGAGAACUUCCAAGACCUCUUGAAGUCAGUGUGGGUGGGUGAAGAUGAGGAAGAAGCAGCUAUGCUGAGCCCUGAGUGCCAGAAGGAAGAUGACAGUGAGGUGGGAGAGCAAGAGCUGGAGGAAAUCUAUGAGUUUGCUGCAACUCAGAGGAAGAUGGCUCAGGGUGAAAGAGAGGUGAGCGAGGGAACAGACUGCAGCAUGUGCAGUGACACUGAGGCAGUCCAGGGUACAAACCAGCAAACUGGGCAGGAGGAGGUAAAGAGACCUGAAUCUGCCUCAGUAAGCAACAGCCUCGAAGAUCUGAGGGAUGGCAACGGUGAGGAAAGAUCUAAAUGUGACUUGUCUGUCCAAGAAAAGAUGCAGAAUGUAAAUAGGUGCAAGAGCAUGAAUGAUCCACAGACCUCUAUUGUGCCUCACCACAGUGAACCUCAGAAAUGGGAUGGAACCUCCCAUGGUGCUAAUGAAGGAGUGGCUGUUGAGGGAUGUGAGGAUGUGAAGGAUUCCAGGUCACCUCAGGUCUCACAUGACAAGGCAGAUCACUGUGAAGAGCACUUUCCUGCUUUCCAGGGUGACACUGAUAUAAAUGACAGCUAUGAACAUUUGUUUUCUGCCUCUCAGGGGUAUCACUGUGAACCUUCCCCAGUGAAAGAAGUUACCAAAGAAUCAGGAAAGUCCCCUAGUGAAAAACAUGUUGGUCUUAAUGAUUCAUUUGUGUUCAGCAAGUCACAAAAAGACUUCUCUCCAUGUAAGAAUGGAUUUUGUAGAAGUCCAACUCCCCAGCCUUGUGUGUCCCUUUUUCCUGCUCUUGGCUCUUCACCUGCAUCUCCAAAAUCAGAGAGAAAGUUUGCCAGGGAACAUGUGUCAACACCAAAGCAAAACAAAAAGGAAAAAUCAUUCCCAUCUGAUGAAAUACACUCCCAGAAAGCCAAGGAGCUGGGUGCUGCAUCCAAAAAUGAGAUCACAGUUUCUCCAGCAGAGCUUCCUCACAGUGAAUCCAACAAGCACACACAUGUCCCAGUGUUGUCAUCACCAGGCAGGACUCAGGAUGCUGCAGCUCACAGAAUCAAGAAGGGUUAUGUUAUUGUUUUAUCUUCUUCUGAUGAUGAUGAAAUGGAGUUAGAACAAGGCAAGAAGUUGCCAGAGUCUGACUCUGCUCUGAAGGAAAUGGAAGUCCCUGGGCACCUGAAGUGUACAGACAUGGAACAAGGUCCUGAGAUAGCAAAACCUGCCCAUAACUCAUCCGUCCCUGAAACAGAGCAGAGAUCAGCCCAGGUCUCAUGUGGCAAUACAGACACAGUGUGUGUAACUGGUGAUGUAAAGGUGUGCCCUGAAUUUCCUCUCAGCAGACAAACAGGUGCUUGUACAGAGAUCAAACAGAGUCCAAACCUGAGCCCUGGGAAGAGGCUCAGUAAUGAAAUGUCUCCAGGCACAGACAGCUCCUGGCUUGUGCCAGGAACACCAGUUCUGAGCAAAAGCAGAAGCUUCUCAACACAGACUCUGGUCACAAGUAUUAAUUCUUUAAAGGGUUCAGGAUCUAAACUCAGCACAAGGAACUUUGCAGCAGGUUAUAAUGACCAUGAAGUGGCUGGAAAUUUAAUAAAAGUUCAUGAAACAACAUUGUCAGACAAACAUUUGCCUGUGGAGGACUUGGCCAAUGGAAGGAGCCCACCCAGCAGCCCAGCAGCAGAAUCCUCUUCCAAGAACCCCCUUCCAGUUUCUCCAGCAGCUCCAGUUCUCCUCUCCCCUGGCCACACCAGCAGGGAAGGCAAAUGUGCCAACAUCUCAGGUUUACCCACACUGGUGCCUCCGUGCCAGGAGCAGCCACUGGAAGAUAAAAUCAACGUCAGUGUGGUUGAGCUGGAGGACAGUGACAGGGAAGUCAGCCUGCCUUCCCUGGGCAGCAGUGUCCUGCUGUGUGAGGAGCCCCCAAUCCCUGUGGAUGACUGCUGGCACCUUGGGUAUGUGUCCCCAGCCAGAGGUGACAGCCACAGCUCUGGCCAGGUCAGCCCUGCAAAGAGCAGCACGGGCAGCAGCCCCAGGCCUGGCUCCUGGCAGGAGCAGGGGGAGAGCCCAGUGCAGGUGCAGGGAAUGCAGGGCAGCACCCCUGUCCAAGGAGGUCCUGCUGGCAGGAGAAGAACCUUGCAGUGCCCUGAGAAGAGCCCUAUUGAGCCAUGCUCCUCAGUGGGCAGCAGAGCCAGUUACCUGGACUCCAAAAUCUGGGAUGACUGGAAUGGAGAAGAGAAGGAAGAUGAACUUCCAGAGAUUCUUCCUCUGUCUCAGAGGUUGGCAGCUGCAGCAGGGGCUGGUCAGACAGAUCCUGUCAAGACUCCUGAACCUUCCUGUCAGGAGAACAACAGGUCCCCCAGCACUCCAGUGACACCCAUGCCAGCUUAUUCCAUCAUGGAGACCCCGCAGCUGAAGAAGGAGCUGAGCAGAUUCGGGGUCCGUGCUCUCCCAAAGCGCCAGAUGGUGUUGAAGCUGAAGGAGAUAUUCCAGUACACUCACCAGGAUGGCGACUCUGACUUUGAGGAUGAGAUCUCCUAUUCCCAGCCCCUGCCCCAGAAGUCCCCAAGGCAGCCCAAGGCAGGCAGGGCUGGGGGCAGGAACCGUGCCGGUGCCCCGAGGGCUGGGGGCAAGAGAAAGCAGCUUGCCAAGGGUGAUGGUGCCCAUGGAACAGGCUGUGCCCCACCCAAGGACAGAACCAAAGUGACACAUCACCCAGAAGGAGCCAAAGAGCAGGAAGGGCCAUCUGAGUCCCUGGCAGCUGAUGGUGAGGAGCUCCCAGCAUCCCAGGAGUCAGCACGUUCUUCGCUGGAUGGGAGUGACAUCUCCUUUGGUUCACAGAGCUCCUUUGUGAAUGGAUUUGAAACCUGUGCUUUUACAUCUGAGGAGGAGGAAGAGGAGUUUCCAGCAUCUCAAGCAGCAGCUCGGGAGGAGGAGAAGCUGGAGGCAGUCAGGUGCUACAUCCGCUCAAACACGGCCCUGUACAACAGGAUUCUGUUCUACGAGCCCAUCGAGCUGGCUGAUCUGCACACAGAGCUCAAACAGAAUGGCAUUAAAAUCUCCAAGGCAAAGCUGCUGGACUUCCUGGAUUCUCAGUGCAUCACAACCACCAUGGCCAGAGCCCGGAAAGAGCAGGUGCAGAAAAGGAAGGAGAGCAGGAAACAGAGGAGGAGAUACCGAGUGAAGCCCAGCCCGACCUGCUGAACCUCCUGCCCGUGGAUUGCUGCCCAGCUGGUGGAGCACUGCUGCUCCUGGUGGCCUGAUCCCAGGUGACAUCCUGGAGAGCUCCCAUUGCCAGCCCUCUGCUCCGAGUGCACAAACUCCCCAUGGCUGCCCUGCCUUCAGCACACAGCUCACCUGCAACCUCUUUUCACUCAGUUUGACUCUUGUGCCUUUUCUUUCUGUUUUUCCAAUAGAUCUUAGGUCCCCAACUUCUCUUUGUGCUGGUGCUUCCCUCAGUGCCAGGACCUGUUGCCUGGAUUUGGGCUGAGAAAUUCUUCACCCUUCACAUUCCAGGAUUCAGUCCACUCUGUCAAGUGCUGCCUGUUUACACUCCUGUGACUUCCAUCUUCACUUCUUCAGCACAGUUUGCACUGCUGAUUUUUAAGGCACGGAAUGCUGUGGAAAUACAUAAAAGGCUUUUCUUCUUGCUUCACUUGGCCAUCUCUACUAAAACUCCUAAAUCUGUGUUUCUGAAAUGGCUGCAGAACAGGGCAGGGGUUUGUUCUGUUCCCUUGGUGACACCUCCCAAAAGUGCCCCUGAUACCUCAUGUCAUGGGAGAGCCCCCAGCAGGGAUGUCUUUAAGGAAAUAUGUAAGCAGUUUUGAGCACUGGAACUCUUCAGCACUUCUCACAGCUUGAGCUAAACCCACUGCCUGGAUUAGUCCCAUUACCAAACUGGACUGGUCCCAGUUGUAAAGUGUCUGGGACUCCUGGAGAAGUCUUGGACCCUAAAUUGUUGUAUUUUAUAUAUUGAAUAUUUACCUUCAAAACAACUUCUGACUUCUGUCUGUUCUGGCAGUUCUGAGUGUGCAAAGGCUCACUGAAAAAUAGGGACAGAACACAAAAAGAGGGCAGAUUUCUAGAUAUCUUUGUGUAUGUUGGACAUAAUUUUUUUAUACAGAAUUUGAUUUUGAUUUAUAUUAUAUACAAUAAACAAUUUAAAUCCUG